CCGGGCUUUGGCAGCCCUUGAGGGGCAGGAACCGCCCCCCCCCCACCUCCAGCCCCGCCAGCGAGCCGGGCCGGCCGCGGAGUCCGGCGCGGAUGCUCGCGGGUGGGCUGGGCCGGCCGGCAGCCAGGGAGGCGGGCUGCAUUAUUUCCCGCAAGGGCCGGGCUCUGUGGGAGGAAGGGGCCAACGCACUGCCCUUUCAGCCAGAGUCCGCGCGCGCCGCCACUAGGACAGGGCCUGCGGGCGAGCCAGGUGGAGGCGCCGCAUCCCGGGCCUCCCACAGGGCUCGUGGGCGGGCCGGGGCCGGGCGCGACGCCCCUGCGGGCCCGCGGCGCCUCUCCCACGCUCCCAGCUCCUCCCACUCUUCUUCCUUCCUUCCCCUCAGCCUCCCGGGAGCCGCCGGCGGACGCGAGCCGCGGCGAGCGCCCGAGCUUUGUGUGCGCCCGCCGGCCCGCGGCGAACCUCGGGCGGCCCAACUUUGCGUCUUCUGGCCGGCUCCCAGGCGGGAGUUGUGAGGCGUGGCUGGGUGGAGAAGGCGCUCAGGGGACGGGGGGCUCCCUGCGGGCGGGACAGAGCGAGCCGCGCUGGACAAUGAGCUGGGCAGCUCAACGCUGCGGCCACUUUUAGGGGGGGGCGCGGGCCAUCCGGCUCCUCGGCGGCUCAGCGGCCCCACCUGUGAGGAGAGGGUGGGAUGCCAGAGCCAGGUGUCCCGGCGCUCUGAGCCUUCCCCUCCCCCCCCCCCCAGCGCUCAUACGUCCCUGAACUGAUUCUCACAUUGACACUAGGCUACCCGGAGGCUUUGGCUGGGACGUUUUUUGUGGGGGAGCCUUCGGAGCAGCCGUGAUGGCCAGCACCAGGAGUAUUGAGCUGGAGCACUUUGAGGAACGGGACAAAAGGCCGCGACCGGGGUCGCGGAGAGGGGCGCCCAGCUCCUCGGGAGGCAGCAGCAGCUCGGGCCCCAAGGGGAACGGGCUCAUCCCCAGCCCGGCGCACAGUGCUCACUGCAGCUUCUACCGCACGCGGACCCUGCAGGCUCUGAGCUCAGAGAAGAAGGCCAAGAAGGCGCGCUUCUACCGGAAUGGGGACCGCUACUUCAAGGGCCUGGUGUUUGCCAUCUCCAGCGACCGCUUCCGGUCCUUUGAUGCGCUGCUCAUGGAGCUCACCCGCUCCUUGUCGGACAACGUGAACCUGCCCCAGGGUGUCCGCACCAUCUACACCAUCGACGGCAGUCGGAAGGUCACCAGCCUGGACGAGCUGCUGGAAGGUGAGAGUUACGUGUGUGCAUCAAAUGAACCAUUUCGUAAAGUUGAUUACACCAAAAAUAUUAAUCCGAACUGGUCUGUGAACAUCAAGGGUGGGACAACCCGAGCCUUGGCCGCUCCCUCCUCGGUGAAAAGUGAAGUGAAGGAAAGUAAAGAUUUCAUCAAACCCAAGUUAGUGACUGUGAUUCGAAGUGGAGUGAAGCCUAGAAAAGCUGUGCGGAUCCUUCUAAAUAAGAAGACUGCUCAUUCCUUUGAACAGGUGUUGACAGAUAUCACCGAAGCCAUUAAACUAGAUUCAGGAGUGGUCAAGAGGCUCUGCACACUGGAUGGAAAGCAGGUUACUUGUCUGCAAGACUUUUUUGGUGAUGAUGAUGUUUUUAUUGCUUGUGGACCUGAAAAAUUCCGUUAUGCCCAAGAUGACUUCGUCCUGGAUCACAGUGAAUGCCGUGUCUUGAAGUCAUCUUAUUCUCGCUCCUCAGCUGUUAAGUAUUCUGGAUCUAAAAGCCCUGGGCCCUCCCGACGCAGCAAAUCACCAGCUUCAGUAAAGAGGGGUGGCCACCACUCCAGUGCCUACUCUGCAGCCAGAUCCCCAGUUAACGGAACUCCCAGCAGCCAGCUGUCUACUCCUAAAUCAACAAAAUCCUCUAGCUCUUCUCCAACUAGCCCAGGAAGUUUCAGAGGAUUAAAGCAGAUUUCUGCACACGGCAGAUCUUCUUCCAAUGUAAAUGGUGGACCUGAACUUGGUUGUUGCAUGAGUCCUGAAGGUGUGAAUGGAAACAGGUGUUCUGAAUCAUCAACUCUUCUUGAGAAAUACAAAAUCGGGAAGGUUAUUGGUGAUGGGAAUUUUGCAGUAGUCAAAGAGUGCAUGGACAGGUCCACUGGAAAGGAAUUUGCCCUGAAGAUUAUAGACAAAGCCAAAUGUUGUGGAAAGGAGCACCUGAUUGAGAAUGAAGUGUCCAUCCUGCGCAGGGUGAAACAUCCAAAUAUCAUCAUGCUGGUUGAGGAGAUGGAAACAGCUACUGAGCUCUUUCUGGUGAUGGAACUGGUCAAAGGUGGAGAUCUCUUUGAUGCAAUUACCUCUUCAACCAAGUACACUGAGAGAGAUGGCAGCGCGAUGGUGUACAACCUGGCCAACGCUCUCAGGUAUCUUCAUGGCCUCAGCAUCGUGCACAGAGACAUCAAGCCAGAGAACCUCUUGGUGUGUGAAUAUCCCGACGGAACCAAGUCCUUGAAACUGGGAGACUUUGGGCUGGCCACUGUGGUGGAAGGCCCUUUAUAUACAGUCUGUGGCACGCCGACUUAUGUGGCUCCAGAAAUAAUUGCUGAAACUGGCUAUGGCCUGAAGGUGGACAUUUGGGCAGCGGGCGUGAUCACAUACAUACUUCUCUGUGGAUUCCCGCCAUUCCGAAGUGAGAACAACCUACAGGAAGAUCUCUUUGACCAGAUCUUGGCUGGGAAGCUGGAGUUCCCAGCCCCGUACUGGGAUAACAUCACGGACUCAGCAAAGGAACUAAUCAGUCAGAUGCUUCAGGUAAACGUCGAAGCUCGGUGUACUGCUGGAGAAAUCCUGAGCCACCCCUGGGUGUCAGAUGAUGCCUCCCAGGAGAAUAAUAUGCAAGCAGAAGUAACAGGUAAACUCAAACAGCACUUUAAUAACGCGCUCCCCAAACAGAACAGCACCACCACCGGGGUCUCGGUUAUCAUGAACACGGCUCUAGAUAAGGAGGGGCAGAUUUUCUGCAGCAAGCACUGUCAGGACAGCAGCCGACCUGGGAUGGAGCUGACCUCUCCAGUCCCUCCCUCAGCCGAGGAGCCCCCCGUGUCCGCGCCGGCAGCCCCGGCCCCCGCCCCUCUGGAAUCGCCCACAAGCCCUUGUCCCCCCGCUGCCGCCAGCUGCGAGCGGGCAGGGACCUGGCGCCGCCACCGUGACUGA
Molecule: messenger RNA, 3192 nt
Organism: Odobenus rosmarus divergens (Pacific walrus)
Lineage: Eukaryota; Metazoa; Chordata; Mammalia; Carnivora; Odobenidae
Gene: DCLK2
Product: doublecortin-like kinase 2
Exons: 17
Coding region: 841-3192 (783 amino acids)
Biological process (GO): intracellular signal transduction; protein phosphorylation
Molecular function (GO): ATP binding; protein kinase activity
Source: RefSeq, a predicted model, not a curated record